Messenger RNA from Cephus cinctus (wheat stem sawfly), 4494 nucleotides. RefSeq names its product homeotic protein ultrabithorax (gene Ubx). The transcript has 5 exons. NCBI's taxonomy places the organism in Eukaryota, Metazoa, Arthropoda, Insecta, Hymenoptera, Cephidae. The coding region runs from base 1427 to 2512 and encodes 361 amino acids. Gene Ontology annotation, biological process: anterior/posterior pattern specification; negative regulation of transcription by RNA polymerase II. The record is from RefSeq and is a predicted model, not a curated record. Gene Ontology annotation, cellular component: nucleus. Gene Ontology annotation, molecular function: RNA polymerase II cis-regulatory region sequence-specific DNA binding; DNA-binding transcription factor activity, RNA polymerase II-specific.
GCCACGAGGUCCCACGGGAGGAACGGAGCAAGAAUGUGACUGGCGAACCGUACGAUGGAGAGAGAGGCGAACAGUGUGCGAGAGAGGGAGUUUGGUUAUCGUUCGAAGAGGGGAAUGACGCCACGUGAGAGACAGGGAGGGUGAUAGUAUCGCUGUCCUUCUUCUGGGCACAGGGGCUCACCAAAGGAGAGCCAUAGAGGGGUGGAGAGAGGCGCGAGAGUCACGGAGAGAGACGGGAGUAUCGUGGUGGGUUCGUGCGACGGAGAAAGAACGUCGAGGAGCGAGAGAAUCGGUGGUAGAGCGAGACGGCGAGUGAGAGCGAGCGAGCGAGAGAAAGCGAGUGCGCCCGUCGACGGUACACGGAGUGGCGGAGUGGCGGUACACGGGGCGCGAGAAAAGCAGUAGUGUGCCGUGGACCACCGCACUGGCAUACCGUGGUUCGUUACGAUCCCCUGCGUACGCUUCGUAGAGACAGCACAGUAUCAACGAUUCGCAUUUUCCACGAGUGCUAGUGUGCAGUGCCGACAACCUGAGAGUCAAGGCGAACCGUCGCCGUUGUCAUCCUCGUCACUCUCGUCGUCGUUGUUCUUCAUCCUUCUCGGCGUCAGCGUCAACGUCGACGUUGUCGUCGUUGACUUAUCGAUCGAAGAUAUACGCAUUAAAGACACCUCGUUAAAGAUCCCGAGGAUUCGUCAGCGCGCUUUAAUAGGUGGUCCGAGGUGCAGGUCGCGUGCCACUCGACCACCGCCACGUCGCGCGCGCGGUUUAGGGAGAGACAGAAGGAGCGCGAGGGAGAAAGAGGAGAGAAGCCGAAGCAGUUUUAUAGCUCGUCUUAUUACCCGGUUUAUUGCGUCGUAACGAUUUAACGAUCAUCGCUCCAGUCGAGCGACGGUCCCUGGUAGCGGAGACCGUAACGAGCCCAUAAAGCCAUGAGUCCCAUUCUCCGUUACGCUUCUACGGCCUAUUGACAUUGACAUUGGUCCCACCCACAGCUCGAUGACUUUUACGGCCUCUUAAACGGUUUAAUGUUUGCUCGACAUUCAUACCCAUACGGACCUGUCGCCCUACCCGCCAUCCACGUCCACGGUCCACGUCACGCAACUUGCGACGAGGUGUCGCGAGACUCGCCAAGGUAGCCAUCCGUCCGAACGUCCGAACGGUGGUGACAGGCUUCCGGGCACAGGACCAGCCAGGAGGGCCCGGCCAGCCGAGGGCACUCUCGACCCGCCUAGACGGCAAAGACACCGGGACGGGCAAAGCCAGUAAAGUUGGGCGGACGAGUAGCUCAGAGAGGCCAGAAGGCAAACGAACGAACAGGCAGGCAGGCAGGCAGGCCGAAAGCCCGCCUCCUUCCUCCUGACGCUAAUAUACAAGAUUUUUCCGAGUGUCGGUGUUACAGUGCAAGUGAUCCAAAAUACCAGGAAUAAUGAACUCGUACUUUGAGCAGAGCGCGGGUGGCUUCUACGGGAGCCACCAUCAUCAGACGGGGGCUGCGGGUCAGCACCAUGAUCCCGCGACAGCCGCGGCCUAUCGGAGCUUCCCGCUUGGCCUUGGCAUGUCACCUUACGCAUCCACCCAGCAUCAUCAUCACACCUCCUCGACCCUCGGGAUCCAUCCUGGAAGUGGUACCAACACGAGGCCACCCCAGGACUCACCCUACGACGCCAGCGUCGCUACCGCCUGCAAGCUCUACUCCUCGACACCGGAAGCCAGCGGUCACACGACCUCCUCGUAUUCCUCUUCCGCCGGGAAGGAGUGCAAGCAGCAAGAUCAGGCCGCACAUCAGAACGGAUACGCCGCCGUGAUGGCAGCGGCUGCCGUCAAGGACGUUUGGCAGUCGGCGACCUCAGGGGCGAACAGCCAGAGCAACUCGGUGGUACGUCCUUCCGCGUGCACCCCUGAGGGCACGAGGGUCGGCAGCUACGGCGGCCUCGUGGGCGGCGAUCCCGCCUCCAGUCCUGGUAACAACGGCUCCUCCAGGUCCCUCACGUCCUCCUGGAACACCUGCAGCCUCAACUCGACCGCGAGCCAACCGGUCGCCACGCAACUCCAUCAGCAACCUACCGCCAACCAUACAUUCUACCCCUGGAUGGCCAUAGCAGAUAUGACUGUCCGCGGAACGUAUUAUCCAUUGGUGGGAAAUAUUGAAGAAGGUAAGGACGAUAGCGCUAAACCCUAUUGGACCUGGCUGCAAGGAGCGAACGGGCUGCGCAGGCGCGGCCGCCAGACCUACACGCGCUACCAGACCCUCGAAUUGGAGAAGGAAUUCCACACAAACCACUACCUCACCAGGCGGAGGCGGAUCGAAAUGGCACACGCACUCUGCCUGACGGAAAGACAGAUUAAAAUUUGGUUCCAGAAUCGACGGAUGAAACUGAAGAAGGAAAUACAGGCGAUCAAGGAAUUGAACGAGCAGGAGAAACAGGCUCAGGCACAGAAGGCCGCAGCGGCGGCAGCCGCAGCCGCGCAUCAACAGCAAGGGGGUGGCGGAGGACCCGAAGGGGGUAACUAGGGGUACGCCCUGCACCGGAGCCCUCCUGACCACCCUGCCGCCAAUCCACACCACCCUCUGCUAGCACCGCAAUGUACACAGCUAUACUAAGGUGAGUGGCAAGCUGCAACCACUGUUUCCGUAAUGCCAAAUAGGUAUCCGUGUGUAUCAGUCGAUAGUCAGUUUAUCGGUUGCGGCGAAUGGAUGCUGCACCCGGUGAGUGACGAAUCCUGGACUACCGUAGCUCACUUGCCCAACACCCCAACACCACCCUUAAAAAAAAAGAGCAAAAAAACCAAUCAGCCAUACCCAAGCUCAGUACACCACCACCACCUACCAGUUUAGCAGUACAGUAGGACCUGGCCUAUUCUAGCCUAUCGUAGUGCAGUAGACAGUAGAUCGUUGCGAUCCCGUGGGUAGGGUAUAUGUGUACAACUAGGGAAGGUUGCGAAAGGAUUUUGUUAGAGAGGGAUUGUGGUUGGAGGGCGUCUCUGACCGAUGGGGAAGAGAAGGGAUUAGGAAGGAUAAUUAAGGGUGGAUAGAGGCGACACUCGGUCGAGAAUCCAAAAUACGUAAAAUGAAAAUGAAAAAAACCACGAAUAUACGUAAGUAGCUAGAGACUAGAUAUUAAUGUCCGUUGGAAGAAGAGAUACGUGAGAUGAGAUAAAAAAAAUAAAUUAAUUAAACGCGCGUGUAUUAAUUACCGAAAAGAAAAAAAAAAGGAUAAACAGAGCACAUUAACCACGUGUUCUGAAAACGGAGCGAUGCAAAGAAAUUUUUACGAUCCCGGUGAACGAUCUCGUAUAUGAAUUUUUACUGUAGAAAAUCGUCGAGAUUCCAGAUGUCUGUCAUUUGUUAUUGAAGCUUAUAUAUCUUGAGUGAUCCCACGCAAUAAAAAUAAAGCGCCCGCUCAAUGAUUCUCUUCGAGAGACGAUGAUUUGACGACUGAUAUGUUGCUGUUAUUAUUAAUAUUAUUGAUAUUAUUAUUAUAUUAUUAUUCUAUUAUUAUUAUUUUGUUACUUUUUAUAUAUCUAGCCAAGAACUCGUUUAACGGGAGUCGCUCUUACCCGGUGACGCGACGCCCGGCGUCGCGAUUUCGAUCCUCCGUCGCCACGUAAAUCAAUGCGAACCGAGAGCGAUUGUUCCGUGUGUCGUUCGAAUUAUAUUAUAUUGCUGUUCGAAAGUUUUGUUGAGAUAUUAUUAUAGUAGAGAAACAUUAUUGACGUACUCGGUUUAGUACCUGCGAAGAGAGCAAAGAGCGCGCGCUGCAUGACAGGUCCAAGACGGCGAUUUUUCUUUUUUUCACUUGGAGUUAACGUUAAAACGGGAGAAAUAUCUACCUAUAGGUCGUCCAUGGCGAAGCGUGACGUAAAACAGGAGGGGUCGAGGAGGAAUGAUAAUGGGAGGGGGAAGGAGGUAAAACAUAAAAGGAAUAUUAAAUGAGAGCAGCACGUACAGAGAGGAAAAAAAAAUACCUAUAUACGUACCUACCUAGUACCUAUACGCCUGAACGAAAAAGUAUGGCGCCCUAGCCUAAUAGUAAUUUUAUUCUAGUUAACGAAUGUAUACGAGUAGCCGCUAAGUGAAGGAAAAAAGGAAAAUUAGAUAAACAAAGUAUUUCUAAGAGGAAUCUAAUGUUAAUAAUUAUUUAUUUUGUGGAUCUCCGAACGAAUCUUUAAUUGCUCCACUGUACUAUACGUAAUUAAUAGGCAAGUAGGCCUAGUUUAGUAGUAGGUAAAAAAAAACACCUAUACAUAACGGUAGCUCUGUAUGUGUGAACGUUUUACGUGGCAAAAAUUUCUUUUUUUGUAAUAUAUUAGAAUAUUAAUUGUUUAUCGAUCUGAUCCUGAUGUAUGUAUCUAAAAGCGACCAGGGCCGCACCUGCUUCCUACAAAGAUUGUAACGGAAUGAAAUACUAUAGGGGCGAUUGCCGUUCUGAACGCCAUUGUAAUAUUAUAAUGAUUAUACAACUGCUAAAAAAAAUAAAUGCGAAUUGAAUCUAA